CUGGGUGCCCUCGGCUCAUUAGUUCCUCGGUCUCUGUCUCCGUGUCAUCAUCCCGCGUGCACGGAGGACAUCCCCGUCUCCGCCAUGUCUCCGUGUCCAGCCGCAGCGCGAGGGCAGCGACGCUGGACAUGAGCUGCAGGUCGCCUUGAUCCGAGGAGAACCCUUUGCGUGGCGGCUCGGUGGCUUCAGGAAGCCAUGCGGGACACGCGCACAGACAGCCAGACUCCCGCUCCAUCCAGGGCGUCGUCGUUUUUGAUCGACAAUCUGCUGGGGACAGGGCAGGACGGGCACGCGUCCGCGUGCAGCAGCAGGCGGACGGAGGCAGAGAGCGUCUCCGACGGGCGGGACUUCAUGGCGCAUCACACCGAGCAGAGCGCGCCGGAGCCCGGCUGCUCCAGCUCCGUGGCCCGGUCCUCCCACAGACACUCCCCGCUGCUGUGGAGCCGCAGGGGCACGGGGAGCACGAGAGCUGUGGAGAGCACCUGCAGUCCAAACAACAUGAAGGAUCACUGCUGCCUCAGUGACCGGGGUUCACCUGCCGUGUCUGAGCCCACGACGGAGGCCAGCGAUGAAACCGACAGGAAAACGGCCGACGGCAGCCUCACGGACGACAACGAGGACGCUCCGAACGCCUCCGACGCACGGUCUGGGCUGGACACGGCGUCCGAGCAGACCUCCAACCGGAAGAAGAAGACUCGCACGGUGUUCAGCCGCAGCCAGGUGUUCCAGCUGGAGUCCACCUUCGACCUGAAGCGGUACCUGAGCAGCUCGGAGAGGGCGGGCUUGGCGGCGUCUCUGCAUCUGACGGAGACUCAGGUGAAGAUCUGGUUUCAGAACCGGAGGAAUAAGUGGAAGAGGCAGCUGACGGCGGAUCUGGAGGCUGCGCACGUCCCAAACUCAACCCAGCGGGUUGUCCGGGUGCCGAUUCUGUACCACGAGUCUGCGCCCACAAUGGGCUUCAACCUGAACGGACAUGCGGUGUGUCCCUCGGUGGUGGGGCUCUCCAGCUCCAUCAGCUGCCCGCUGUCGUCGUUCGCUCACUCCAUGAGCUUCUUACGAUCCCAGAUGAGCAGCUUGGUGUGAAAACUGCAGAAAGUCGCUCAGUUCAAAUGAAUCGUGCAAUAACCUGAAGACCUGCUCCAAAGACAACAUGAAGAAUCAAACAUUUUAAAGCAAUUAUCUUUAUAUUUAUGUUGAGAAAACUCUAUAGAAGUGUGUUUAUUUUAAUCAUAAUCAGGAAAAAAAGGCUGAGGUUGGUCACUUUCUGUUUCAUACACAUAUUUUUGCUAACUUUUCUAUUUAAAGCCACAGAUUUUUGCCAACUUUGUCACUAUUUUCACCAAAUAAAACUAAUAAAAAUAUCAA
Nematolebias whitei (Rio pearlfish) is the source of this 1365-nucleotide messenger RNA. RefSeq names its product H6 family homeobox 1 (gene hmx1). The record is from RefSeq and is a predicted model, not a curated record. Gene Ontology annotation, molecular function: DNA-binding transcription factor activity, RNA polymerase II-specific; RNA polymerase II transcription regulatory region sequence-specific DNA binding. Gene Ontology annotation, cellular component: nucleus. Bases 196 to 1083 code for a protein of 295 amino acids. Lineage: Eukaryota; Metazoa; Chordata; Actinopteri; Cyprinodontiformes; Rivulidae. The transcript is spliced from 2 exons. Gene Ontology annotation, biological process: negative regulation of DNA-templated transcription; regulation of transcription by RNA polymerase II.